AUCGAGGUCCGGUGGCUAACCUUUUAGUUGUCACUGGGCAGUUUUCUACUACCAAACGCAGCUCUGUCCGAUCCGAGAGAAUUCCGCUUGGGAUUCUUCAUGACGAAACGGACAUCUUAAUUGGAAAAUUACCUAUUCCGACAGACAUCUGAAAGGGACGAGUGUACCCGAGAACCGAAGAAAUCAAAACGAACCAUCCUACCGAAGGUGAAAUGAUAAGAACCUUCAAUUUUUUUGUGGUGUUAGUGUGUGGCGCCCUCUAUGAAGCUCCAGUAAUCCAGGCCCAGGGAGGUUCGGGCCCGCAAUGUAUGCAUCCAGUACGGCCAUGCAACCCGGCCCUAGACCCGGGGCAGUGUGGGAUGAUGCAGGAUACAAACGACCAGCUGGACUGGCAACUGAGUUACGGCUAUGGCGUGUAUUGCAGCAAUGCUCAGCCUGGUGACAAGGCCAUGGUACACAAUAGCAACUUCACAGUUCUUCACCCUGGGAUGUGUGGAGUUAUCUUCAUCUACCUCACAGGAUCUGGAACCUUUAGUCUUGAUCUUCUCCUGCAUAAUGGAACCAAGAUCCAAGGGCCCAGAGUCAGUGAACAUGGCUACCAAGUGGUCGCGAUGGACGUCCUACCAGGGGAAUACGCAUGGGCUGAACUGGCCUUCACCUGUGGAAAUGGAGGACGGCAACAGGGCAACAACACCCAUGAACCAGAUGUGAUGGCGGUUGGCAUGGCAGCAAUCCAGGGCACAACAUGUUCUGGAGCUGAUGAUAUGCAAGGAUACCUGAAAACCAUAUUGUACUACCAUGAUCAUUGGAAUAUGGGAGGUUCUGGUAACUCAGGAUCAGGAUACUCUGGAUCUGGUUACUCUGGAUCAGGAUACUCUGGAUCAGGAUACUCUGGAUCAGGGUACUCUGGAUCAGGAUACUCAGGAUCUGGAUACUCUGGAUCAGGGUACUCUGGAUCAGGAUACUCAGGAUCAGGAUACUCUGGAUCUGGUUACUCUGGAUCAGGAUACUCUGGAUCUGGAUUCAGUGGCUCUGGAUUAUUUGGAGGUGGUAAUUAUGGAUCUGGAUAUUCUGGAUCCGGAUUUUCUGGGUCUGGAAUUUUUGGAGUUGGAAACCAAGGAUCUGGAUUCUCUGGAUCAGGAUUUUCUGGUUCUGGACUCUUUGGAGACAGCAACAAUGGAUCUGGAUUCUCAGGAUCUGGACUCUUUGGAGGCGGCUACUCUGGAUUUAGUGGCUCUGGAUUAUUUGGAGGUGGUAAUUAUGGAUCUGGAUACUCUGGAUCAGGAUUUUCAGGGUCUGGAUAUUCUGGAUGCGGAUUUUCUGGGUCUGGAAUUUUUGGAGGUGGAAACCAAGGAUCUGGUUUCUCAGGAUCUGGAUUCUCUGGUUCUGGAAUCUUCGGAGACAGCAACAAUGGAUCUGGAUUCUCAGGAUCUGGACUCUUUGGAGGCGGCUACUCUGGAUCCGGUUUCUCAGGAUCUGGACUCUUUGGAGGUGGCUUCUCUGGCUCUGGUUACUCUGGAUCUGGUUACUCGGGAUCUGGCAUCUUUGGAGGUGGCUUCUCCGGAUCUGGAAAUUCAGGUUCUGGAUACUCAGGAUCAGG
Lingula anatina is the source of this 1600-nucleotide messenger RNA. RefSeq lists its product as uncharacterized. Gene Ontology annotation, molecular function: calcium ion binding. Gene Ontology annotation, biological process: cell-matrix adhesion. Lineage: Eukaryota; Metazoa; Brachiopoda; Lingulata; Lingulida; Lingulidae. The record is from RefSeq and is a predicted model, not a curated record. Gene Ontology annotation, cellular component: membrane.